Puma concolor (puma) is the source of this 1428-nucleotide messenger RNA. RefSeq names its product bone morphogenetic protein 3 (gene BMP3). The record is from RefSeq and is a predicted model, not a curated record. Gene Ontology annotation, cellular component: extracellular region. Gene Ontology annotation, biological process: osteoblast differentiation. Gene Ontology annotation, molecular function: growth factor activity; cytokine activity. Lineage: Eukaryota; Metazoa; Chordata; Mammalia; Carnivora; Felidae.
AUGGCUGGGGCGCUCCGGCUGCUGUGCCUGUGGCUAGGCUGCUUCUGCGUGAGCCUGGCGCGGGGAGAGGCACUGACGCGCAGUGUCCCGGAGCCGCACAGGGCUGUUCCAGGAGACCGCACGGCAGGUGGUGGCCCCGGCCCCGUGCUGCAGCCACACGACAAGGUGUCGGAGCACAUGCUGCGGCUCUAUGACAGGUACAGCGGCGGCGGCAGGGCCGAGGCGGAACCGGCGCAGCGGUCCUCGGAGCAGGGCUCUCAGCCCCUGCGCCCCCCACCCCUGCGCGAAGGCAACACGGUUCGCAGCUUUCGAGCCGGAGCAUCAGGAACCCUUGGAAGCAAAGGACUACACAUCUUUAACCUGACUUCUCUAACCAAGUCUGAAAACAUUUUAUCUGCCACACUGUAUUUCUAUAUUGGAGAGCUAAUAAACAUCAGCCUGAGUUGUCCAGCAUCCCGAGGAUGCUCACCUCAUGCUCAGAGGAAACACGUUCUGAUUGAUCUCUCUGCGUGGAUCCUCAAAUCUGACAGAAACCAAAGUCAACACCUCGGUCACCUUUCAGUAGAUGUAGCCAAAUCUCAUCGAGACCUUGGGUCCUGGCUGUCUAAAGACAUCACUCAGCUCUUGAGAAGGGCCAAGGAAAAUGAAGAGUUCCUCAUAGGAUUUAACAUUACCUCCAAAGGACACCAGCUGCCAAAGAAGAUGUUGCCCUUCCCCGAGCCUUAUAUCUUGGUGUAUGCCAACGAUGCUGCCAUUUCUGAGCCGGAGAGUGUGGUAUCAAGCUUGCAGAGGCACCGGAAUUUCCCCAUUGGAGCUGUGCCUAGACCGGACGGCCAUAUCAAGGCUGCCCUUUCUACCGAACGGAGAAGGAAGCGCUCGGCUGGGGUCCUGCUGCCUCUGCAGAACAACGAGCUUCCUGGGGCAGAAUAUCAGUAUAGGGAGGAUGGGGUAUGGGAGGAGAGAAAGCCUUACAAGACCCUUCAGACUCAGGCCCCAGAGAAGACUAAAAACAAAAAGAAACAGAGAAAGGGACCCCCCCAGAAGAGCCAGACUCUCCAGUUUGAUGAGCAGACCCUGAAGAAGGCCAGAAGAAAGCAAUGGAUUGAACCGCGCAAUUGUGCCAGGCGGUACCUUAAAGUGGACUUUGCGGAUAUUGGCUGGAGUGAAUGGAUCAUCUCCCCCAAAUCCUUCGAUGCCUAUUAUUGCUCCGGAGCAUGCCAGUUCCCCAUGCCAAAGUCUUUGAAGCCAUCAAACCAUGCUACCAUCCAGAGUAUAGUGAGAGCUGUGGGCGUCGUUCCUGGAAUCCCUGAGCCUUGCUGUGUGCCAGAAAAGAUGUCCUCACUCAGUAUCUUAUUCUUUGAUGAGAAUAAGAACGUGGUACUUAAAGUGUAUCCUAAUAUGACAGUAGAGUCUUGUGCUUGCAGAUAA